Siniperca chuatsi (mandarin fish) is the source of this 1275-nucleotide messenger RNA. RefSeq names its product E3 ubiquitin-protein ligase TRIM21-like. The coding region runs from base 1 to 1275 and encodes 424 amino acids. NCBI's taxonomy places the organism in Eukaryota, Metazoa, Chordata, Actinopteri, Centrarchiformes, Sinipercidae. Gene Ontology annotation, molecular function: protein binding; zinc ion binding. The record is from RefSeq and is a predicted model, not a curated record. The transcript has a single exon.
AUGGCUGCUCAGUUCAGACAGUCAGCUCAACAGAAAGCCAGCAGCAGCAGCUCAGAGCAACAAGUUGCCAGACCAGGAGAAGUUCCCUGUGACGUCUGCACUGGAACCAAACUGAAGGGCCUGAAGUCCUGCCUGGUGUGUCUGGCCUCCUACUGUGAGACUCACCUGGAGCCUCAUCUGACAGCUUCACGUCUGAAAAGACAUCAGCUGAUCAACUCUGUGGAGAAACUGGAAGGCAGGAUGUGUACGAAGCACGAUAAACUGCUGGAGCUGUUCUGUAAGACCGACCAGACGUGUGUCUGCUUGCUCUGCACUGUUUUAGACCACAAGAGACAUGAUGUUGUUCCUCUGAAAGAAGAAUAUGAAGAUAAGAAGGCCGAGCUGGGGAAGACAGAGCAGCUGAUCCAGGAGAGACGACUGAAGAUUCAGGAGAUCAAACGCUCAGUGGAGCUCAGUAAGGAAGAUGCAGACAGAGAGAUAGCAGGUGGUGUUCAGGUCUUCACCGCUCUGAAGGAGUCUGUUGAGAGAAGCCAGGCUGAGCUCAUCGACACAAUCAGAGAGAAGCAGAGAAAGACAGAGAAACAGGCUGACGGCUUCAUCCAAGAGCUGGAACAGGAAAUCUCUAAGCUGAAGAAGAGAAGCUCUGAGCUGGAGCAGCUCUCACGCACUGAAGACAUCCACCUCCUCCAAAGCCUCCCGUCCCUGAACGCUGCUCCACCCACCAAGGACUGGACAGAAGUCAGCGUCCGUCCACCUUCAUAUGAGGGGACUGUGGUGAGAGCUGUGAAUCAGCUGGAGGAGACGCUCAGUAAACAGAUGAAGAAGCUGUUUGAGGCCGAGCUGAAGAGGGUCCAGCAGUACGCAGUGGCUGUGACACUCGAUCCUGAUACAGCAAAUCCCUGGCUCAUCCUGUCUGAUGAUGGAAAACAAGUUAAACAUGGUGAAGUUUUUACUACGAGGUUCAGGUUAAAGGGAAGAGAGUCAGUCAACAGGAAGGGACAAAUUACACUGAAUCCUCAGGAAGGUUACUGGACGAUAUGUUUGAGGAAUGAAAAUGAGUACAAAGCUGCUGCUGGCCCUGCAGUCCGUCUCUCUCUGAAGUCUCAGCCUGAGACGGUGGGGGUGUUUGUGGAUUAUGAGGAGGGUCUGGUCUCCUUUUAUGAGGCUGAUGCUGCAGCUCUGAUCUACUCCUUUACUGGCUGCUUCUUCACUGAGAAACUCUACCCGUUCUUCUGUCCCUAUCCUAAUACUGGGGGGAAAACUCCGCCCCUCUGA